UCGGCAAGACCCCGGUCUGAGUCUGGGACCGGGGAGACUGGACGGACUACUGCCAAACGAGCCCGUUACGGCAAGUACUGGAGUGUCAUGGGCGGGCGGCCGUCGGGGUGGCUGCAUGCUUGGCGGGAACAAUAGCCGCGAUCGAACUUUUUUCAGCUGGCGUACGCGGAGGGGAACAGCUCGACCACAUCGCAUUCCAUCUCUCGAGGGCGUCAUUGUACUUUGGUGCGCUCCUCCUGUAUAUUAUCCUGGCCAUCUCCAUCCGUUCCUUCCCUUCUGCAGCCGUUCGUUGGCCGAGUAGGAAGUAAUUGCCGCUGUCGAGGCCCCGCUGCGUGUGAAAUAUGUCUGACGCGACCAAGCCUGAGGCUGCCGCCGCGCCCGUCGCGGACGCCAACACCAACGGCCAUGUCGCGCCCGCCGCCGACGACGAGGGAGCCGGCGGCGUCUUCCAGAUCACCGUGAAGCUGCCGCACGCGCCCUUUGAGACGGCCAUGACCAUCAGCACGGCCGAGCAGGUGCAGGACCUGCGGCAGAGCAUCGUCGAGAUGCCGCACACGUUCCAGUACAGCUGCUUCCACCUGGAGCACGCGGGCGCCCGCAUCAACGACUACGUCGAGCUGAGCGAGGUCGAGGGGCUCGCGCCGGGCUCGGAGCUCACGCUGGUCGAGGACGCGUACACGGAGAAGGAGGCGCGCCUGCACGUCAUCCGCGUGCGCGAGCUGAUUGGCGCCGCAGGCGACCGCACCGACGCCCUGCACGGCAUCCUGGCCGGCCUGUCGCUGCACGACACAGUGGGCCCGCCGCCGCAGUCGGGGUCGCCGCAGCAGGACGGCAGUGUGGAGGCCUCGCCGCUGGCCGACUACGACUUCCAGGCCGGCGGCGCGGUGCAGAAGCUGCUGCCGCCCGUCCAGGCGCCCGCGCCCCGCACGAUCCGCUCCAUGGCGGUGUCGCCGUGGAACCCGCCGCCGUACCACCUGCGCUCCAAGGGCCACCUGCUGUACCUGGUCGUCAACACCAACGAGAACGAGCAGCACCACAUCACGGCCCACGUCUCGGGCUUCUACGUCAACAAGUCGUCCAACGCCAGCUUCGACCCGGCCCCGCGCGACGCCCCCAAGGCUCGCCACGCGCACUCGCUGCUGACGCUGCUCGAGGCCCUCUCGCCCUCGUUUGCCGACUCGUUCCAGCAGCUGCUCGACCACAACGCGAAGAAGGAGCUGCUCACCAUCUUCCAGCUGUCCAACGCCAUCCCCGCGAACCCCUGGCUGGUCCCCGCGCCCACCUCUGCCCUCACCACACACCAGCCCGACCUCGCCCGCACGCAGGAGAGCUACCUGAUCUCUGGCGUCGAGAGCACCGAGACGCUGCGCGACUGGAACGAGGAGUUCCAGUCGACGCGUGAGAUGCCCAAGGAGGCCGUCCACGACCGCGUCUUCCGCGAGCGCCUCACCUCGAAGCUCUUUGCCGACUACAACGAUGCCGCCACGCGCGGCGCCAUGCUCGUGGCCCGCGGCGAGAUUGCGCCGCUGAACCCCACGGAAGCCAAGGACGCCCAGAUUUUUGUCUACAACAACAUCUUCUACUCCUUUGGCGCGGACGGUGUCGGUACUUUCGGCACCGAGGGCGGUGACGAGGCUGCUCGCGUGGCUGUGGGCAAGGAUGUUUUUGGUGUGCGCGCUGUCAACAACCUGGAUAUUCCCAACCUCUUCACCUCUGGGACCGUCGUGGUCGACUACCUCGGAAAGCGUAUCGUGGGCCAGAGCAUUGUUCCCGGUAUCUUCAAGCAGCGCGACCCCGGAGAGCACCAGAUCGACUACGGUGCGGUCGAGGGCAAGGAGAUUGUUGCCGACGACAAGUCGUUCAUUCCUCUGUUUGAGCAGCUGUCCAAGGCGCUGCGCGUCAAGAAGCACCCCGUCUGGGACAAGGACAACGUCAGGCACGAGCUGGAAGGCAGUGUUGAGACCAAGGGUCUCAUCGGCACCGACGGCCGCCGCUACGCCCUCGACCUCUACCGCCUGACUCCCCUCGACGUUGCCUGGAUCGAGGCUCACUGGAGCGAGCCGGCCAAGGACGGCGAGGCCAAGUCGUCCGACAAGGACUACCCCCACCGCAUGGCCACUCUCCGCCCGGAGCUCGUCGAGUCAUACGGCCGCCUGAAGCUCCGCGAGUACGUCAAGAACGAGCUGGAGAAGAAGAAGGGCGCCAACAAGGAGGAGACACCGGCAGCGAACAAGGCCGAGAAGGACGAGUCAUCUUCAGAGGAGGAAUCUUCGGAAGAGGAGUCUUCGGAGGAGGACGAGUCAUCCGAGGACGACGAGGGCGAGAAGACUGAGAAGAAAAAGGCCGACAAGAAGGUUGCCAAGAGCGAGAAGAAGGCGGACGGCGGGGCUGAGAAGAAGGCGGACGGCGGGGCUGAGAAGAAGGCGGAAGAGCAGGAUCGCGUCGACAUCUCCGGCUUCAACUUUGCUCUCAACCCUGACGUCUUCUCGGGCCAGAACCCCCAGUCCGAGGAGGACAAGGCCGAGUGGGCCAAGGACGAGGCCGAGGUUCGCGCUGCUUGCGAGCACCUGCAGUCCGAGGUCCUGCCCCGUCUCAUCCAGGAGCUCAAGGACGGCGAGGUUGGCUUCCCCAUGGACGGCCAGUCUCUCAGCGCCCUUCUCCACAAGCGUGGUGUCAACAUCCGCUACCUGGGAAAGAUGGCCGAGCUUGCGGACAAGCCCGACCCUCGACUUCAGGCAUUGAAGCGCCUCGUCGUCCAGGAGAUGAUUGCUCGCGGAUUCAAACACUUGGCCAACUCCAAGCUCCGCACCAUCCCCGCUCCUUUCGCCUCUGCGUGCGUCGCACACCUUCUCAACUGCUUGCUCGGCGCCGAGGCCAAUUCCAAGCCUGUCGCUGAGUCUGACAGCAGCCUCAAGGCUAUCUAUCCUGAGGCUGACUUUAGCUUCGAGCAGCUCACUCCUGAGAGCUUGAAGAAGGAGGUCGUCGCGCAGGUCGCUCUCCGCUACCGCUACAACCUCAACGCCCUUGGCGGCAACUGGGUCGAGACCGGCAAGGAGCUGCAGCUCUUCCGUGAGGUUUCGCUCAAGCUUGGUCUCCAGCUGGAGAGCAAAAAGUACGCCUUCACCAAGGACGCUCUCGAGAGUGCUCCCGCUGCCAAGGCUACUCCUGCUCCCCAGACCAACGGCAACUCGACCUCGGGCAAGAAGAAGAACAAGAGCAAGCAGGCUUCGCCGCCUCGCACCGAGAGCCCGGCUCCUGCUCGCACAGCGCAGACCUUCCACGCCGACGAUGUCCUGAACAUUGUCCCCGUCAUCAAGGAGGCUUCGCCCAAGAGCUUGUUGGCCGAGGAAGCCCUCGAGGCGGGUCGCAUGUCUGUUGCUCAGGACCAGAAGGAGCUCGGCCAGGAGCUGCUCCUCGAGUCUCUGCAGCUGCACGAGCAAAUCUACGGCGUGCUACACCCCGAGGUCGCUCGUGCUUACCACACUUUGUCCAAUCUGCUGUUCAACCUCGAGGACAAGGCCUCGGCUCUCGAGCUGGCCCACAAGGCCGUCAUCGUCUCGGAGCGCACUCUCGGUGUUGACCACGCUGACACCGUUCUCGCCUACCUGAACCUGGGUCUCUUCGAGCACGCCGCGGGUAACACCAAGGGCGCUCUUGUAUAUGUCCGCCACGCGCUUGAGCUGUGGAAGAUCAUCUACGGACCUGACCACCCCGACUCAAUCACCACUCUCAACAACGCUGCCGUCAUGCUGCAGGCGAUGAAGCAGUACCACGAGUCGCGCAUCUGGUUCGAGGCCUCGCUCAAGAUCUGCGAGGAUGUUUCUGGCAAGAACUCGAUCAAUACCGCCACCCUGCUCUUCCAGACUGCUCAGUCGCUCGCCCUUGACAAGGACAUGCGCGGCGCCGUCAACCGCAUGCGCGAGUCGUACAACAUCUUCAAGGACGUGCUCGGUGCCGAGGACCGCAACACCAAGGAGGCCGAGAGCUGGCUCGAGCAGCUCACCCAGAGCGCCGUCAGCCAGCAGAAGCAGCUCAACGACAUUGCUGCCGGCCGCAUCCGCCGCGUCCAGCUUACCGGCAGGAACCCUCUGCGCCCAGCUGCCGCCACACCGACAGUCAGCGAGCACGCCAACACGGUCGGCGGCCCUCAGACCCACCGCGGAACCGGCGGCGUUGACCAGCGCAGCAUCGACGAGCUUCUCAAGUACAUCGAGGGCGAUGCGCAGAAGACACCGACCAAGAAGCGCGGACAGGCCAACCCUCGGAGGAGGGGUGGCAAGAACUAGACGUCUGCCGCACAAAAGUCACAUUUGAACUCGUAACGGCCUUCCCACUGUAACACUAUCGCGUUUUGUUUUAUCGUGAUCAAGGCACUUCGGCACUUGACACUCUGUUGCAUCUGUUGGCUCACUGCGUUUAGCUUUGCAUGACCGGAUCAGGGAGUUGUGCGGUUCAUACCGGCUGGUAAUACUAGCCUCUUCUUGCCAUCUAGAAUAGGGAGGACGGGUAUGACGGCGGCAUGGUGAUGAACUAGAUGUACUCAAUCAACGUCUCCUCUUCAGCCA
This is a messenger RNA of Didymella exigua CBS 183.55, 4565 nucleotides long. RefSeq lists its product as uncharacterized. Bases 342 to 4286 code for a protein of 1314 amino acids. Lineage: Eukaryota; Fungi; Ascomycota; Dothideomycetes; Pleosporales; Didymellaceae. Gene Ontology annotation, cellular component: cytoplasm. Gene Ontology annotation, molecular function: protein binding; mRNA binding. The transcript is spliced from 2 exons. The record is from RefSeq and is a predicted model, not a curated record. Gene Ontology annotation, biological process: intracellular distribution of mitochondria.